Messenger RNA from Arabidopsis lyrata subsp. lyrata, 1886 nucleotides. Its product is annotated as fasciclin-like arabinogalactan protein 4. Gene Ontology annotation, biological process: abscisic acid-activated signaling pathway; multidimensional cell growth; mucilage biosynthetic process involved in seed coat development. NCBI's taxonomy places the organism in Eukaryota, Viridiplantae, Streptophyta, Magnoliopsida, Brassicales, Brassicaceae. Bases 410 to 1672 code for a protein of 420 amino acids. The record is from RefSeq and is a predicted model, not a curated record. Gene Ontology annotation, cellular component: plasma membrane. The transcript has a single exon.
UCCAAAAAUAUCGUAUUGGAGAUCAAAAUUAACAGACUACAGCUAUAAAACUCACAUGCAAACGAAAAAACUUUAAUGACAUUAUUAUUAAAAACUAUACCCCUCGUGGGCACCACUCAAAUAUAAAUUAUUUAAUUUCAAUCAAAUAAUCUUCUCACCAAAAUCUAAUCACUACAAGACUAGAAGUGUCCACAAAAGCAUCUCUCUUUCUGACACAAUGACAUCUGUUUUGUCCUGCGCGUGUACUUCAAACUCCAAACCACCGCGGGUCAUACAAUUCCCAAAGAUGUCUCCAAUUUUAAUUUCGUCCACCAAACUUCACUCACACACCACUCCCUUCUCUCUAUCCACUCACUUCCUUCCUCUGUGUUUCUUCUCUUUACCAAUCUCAUGACCUAACUCAAAAAUAAUGGCGAACGUAAUUUCAAUUUCCCAUUUUACCCUUCUCGCAUUACCUUAUUUACUUGUCCUCUUAUCCUCCACCGCCGCCGCCAUCAACGUCACCGCCGUCCUCUCCUCAUUCCCUAACCUCUCAUCUUUCUCCAACCUCCUCGUCUCCUCCGGCAUCGCCGCUGAGCUUUCCGGUAGAAACUCAUUAACCCUCCUCGCCGUUCCCAAUUCUCAAUUCUCCUCCGCCACCUUGGACCUCACGCGCCGCCUACCUCCUUCCGCCCUCGCAGAUCUCCUCCGCUUCCAUGUCCUUCUCCAGUUCCUCUCAGAUUCCGAUCUCCGACGUCUCCCACCGUCAGGCUCCGCAGUUACUACUCUCUACGAAGCUUCCGGUCGUACAUUCUUUGGAUCUGGAUCCGUUAACGUCACCCGUGACCCAGCUUCAGGAUCCGUCACGAUCGGAUCUCCAGCCACCAAAAACGUCACUGUGUUAAAGCUUCUCGAGACCAAACCUCCCAACAUAACCGUCCUCACCGUCGACUCCCUCAUCGUCCCCACCGGAAUCGAUAUCACUGCCUCGGAGACUCUCACUCCACCGCCGACAUCAACAUCUCUCUCCCCUCCUCCGGCGGGAAUCAACCUCACUCAGAUUCUAAUCAACGGCCACAACUUCAACGUCGCUCUCUCUCUCCUCGUCGCCUCCGGAGUCAUAACAGAAUUCGAAAACGACGAACGUGGCGCCGGAAUCACCGUCUUCGUCCCCACCGACUCCGCCUUCUCCGAUCUCCCGUCCAAUGUCAACCUCCAGUCUUUACCGGCGGCGCAAAAAGCCUUCGUGUUGAAAUUCCAUGUGCUACAUUCAUACUACACACUCGGUUCGCUAGAAUCAAUAACCAACCCGGUUCAACCGACAUUAGCCACUGAAGAAAUGGGAGCCGGUUCUUACACUCUCAACAUCUCCCGGGUUAACGGGUCAAUCGUAACGAUCAAUUCGGGUGUGGUUUUAGCUGUUGUGACUCAAACGGCUUUUGAUCAAAACCCGGUUUCUGUUUUCGGAGUAUCCAAAGUUCUUUUGCCUAAAGAACUGUUUCCAAAGUCGGGUCAACCCGUUGCAACAGCUCCUCCACAUGAGAUAUCUUUGUCGCCGGAGAGUUCUGAUGAACAGCCGUCGAGAUUAGUAUCGCCUCCGCGUGAGAUAGUUUCUUCCGGCGCGGUUAAAACAACACUUGGUUUCUUGGCCUUGUGGUGUUGGUGUAUAGCAUUUUGUUAUGUUUUGGUAUGAUUUUUUUUCUUUUUUAUCACAUAAUGUUUUGCCUUCGAUUAGGGCUUUAUUUAUUUUUACUGGAUUUUUUCCACAAGGGUUUAUAUUUAUUUUACGUCAUAAUGUUAUUUUUAUUCCAGUCGAGGUAAAAACAAAUUCACUUUCCCAUGUAAAUUUGAAUUGGUUGGGCGAUUUUGGGUAAAUCCCAUGUCUAUAAAAUCCUUCAUUUUCUCUU